Papaver somniferum (opium poppy) is the source of this 2099-nucleotide messenger RNA. Its product is annotated as protein POLLENLESS 3-LIKE 2-like. NCBI's taxonomy places the organism in Eukaryota, Viridiplantae, Streptophyta, Magnoliopsida, Ranunculales, Papaveraceae. Bases 177 to 1784 code for a protein of 535 amino acids. The transcript has 4 exons. Gene Ontology annotation, molecular function: protein binding. The record is from RefSeq and is a predicted model, not a curated record.
UUUUUCCUCUCUCACUUUCUUCAUCUCCACCUUUUUGCUUUGGCUUCUAGACCUUAAGAAAGUUUUACAUCUGCUCUUAAAUUAAUCUUAAUUUAUAUUUCAUAGAUCUCUGUUCAUCAUCAUCUGUGUGUUUAAAAUCUAAAGGGUAGAAGAAAAACUGACUAAUUUAUUAGAAGAUGAUGCAACAGCAAGAUCUAUGGAAUGGUCCUCCUGGAUUCAGACCAAUUGCUGCUUCAAAAUCAGCACCAUGUUCACCAGUAAAACCGGUUCAAAGUGUCUCCAGGACUCGCUCUGAAUCCUUUCAUGUUACUCAUAAGGUUCCUGUUGGUGAUACUCCUUAUGUCCGUGCCAAAAACGUUCAGUUGGUGGAUAAAGAUCCGGAGAAAGCAAUUCCGCUGUUCUGGGCUGCUAUUAACGCUGGAGAUCGAGUUGAUAGCGCUUUGAAAGAUAUGGCGAUUGUUAUGAAACAACAGAACCGGGCUGAAGAAGCCAUUGAAGCUAUUAAGUCUUUGAGGAGUCGAUGUUCUGAUCAAGCACAGGAAUCUCUCGAUAAUAUUCUUUUGGAUCUCUUCAAGAGAUGUGGGAGAUUAGACGAUCAAAUAUCACUGUUGAAACAUAAAUUAUACCUAAUUCAACAAGGUAUGGCGUUUAAUGGAAAGCGUACCAAGACUGCCCGGUCUCAGGGAAAGAAAUUUCAGGUCUCCGUAGAACAAGAGGCAACUCGAUUACUGGGGAACUUGGGAUGGGCGUUUAUGCAGCAAAACAACUAUGUCGAAGCAGAAGACUCUUAUAGACGCGCCCUUUUGAUUGCGACUGAUAAUAACAAGAUGUGCAAUUUGGGGAUAUGUCUGAUGAAACAAGGGAGAAUUGCUGAAGCCAAAGAGACUCUUCGAAGAGUGAGACCAGCAAUGGCAGAUGGACCAAGAGGCGUGGACUCCCAUCUCAAAGCUUUUGAAAGGGCUCAACAAAUGCUCCAAGAUCUUGAAUCAGAAAUGAUGAACAGAGUCGUAGAUAGAGUUGAACAGGGGCGUCUUUUCGAAGCUUUCUUGGGUUCUUCAUCUAUUUGGCAACCUCAGCCUUGCAAAGAGCCUUCUGCGCCUCCAUCUGCAUCCUUGGGUAGAAGUGUUCCAAAAUCACAAAAUGACGGUUUUGGCGAUGAGAAUGUCGAUUCGUUGGCUAGAAGCAGGAAUCAAGUUGUUGCCAAUCAACCACUAUUACAGAAAAUCACAAAACCUGUGAUGGAGAAUAAUCAGUUGGCGGUCAAUAGUUAUGCCAAACCCCCCCAGGUGGCGGUCCAUAAUCCUCUAUUGCCCAAAAGCACAAAACCUGUCGCUGCUGCUGGAGCGCAACCAAAGAACUCUUUCAACGUUGCUGCACCAUCAUUCUAUCACUCAUCACAGAUGCUGACCAAUAAUCCAUCUCUAACUACACAGUAUCUUGAUCCUCUUGGAGGAGGUGGUAUUAAGAGGACCAGGUCCAUCAACAAUGUAAGCCAACCGCAGCUUACCAAGGAUGAAUCUAGGAAACUGCCCACUACUGAAGUUCGCGAGCAAAUUGAACAGAGCAAAACUCGAAGAAGAUCUUUGCCAAUUGAAGAAGAUAAUGAUUUUUCACUGUUGUUGCCGGACAAGGCCUUUGAAGAUGCUAUCCUUGCUGCAGUACUUGGACCCAAUAAUGAAGCUGCAAAGACGGUGGGAAGCAGUAAUAACAAUCCUACGAUGAAAAUCGACAAGAGGCUUCGAGUUUUUCGGGACAUAACACUCUCCAUGAGCCCAAGAGCCUGAAAUUGACCAAUAAGUUAAUAACUCACUGGAAUCAGUCAAAGCUUGAUUUCCAUUAACUAUUUAUUCUCUUUAAAUUUAUCUAGUUCUUAGAAUGGGAGAUGAACUUGUUCUCCUUCGCUCCAGUCCAUCAGCAGUGGUAAGUAGUGAUAGUAGCACUAGAAACUUGAGAGGGACUUGGGCCUUGUAAUGUCAUUGGUAACUUGUUAAGUGCAGUCUGUUUGGUAGGAAGGAGGGUACUUAUUUGAUUUUUGGCCUCCUAAACAAAAAAGGAGGCACCUCAUUAAUAAGAUUCGUGACUUCAGUCUUUGAUUUUUA